GGGGAAGGAGGGACAGCCCUGCUGCCCUGCCUGGCUCCAGAGCUCCCGGGAGGGGAGCCUUGGGCAAACCAAACAUGCUGGUCCGCUGGCCAGCCCGGGAGCCAGGCACUGCCCGGGGUGUCUGUGCCCACAGGGAAGGCUCUUAGCCCAAGGAGUCUGCCAAGAGAAAGAGAUGGAAAGCCAAGGGAAAGGCAGCCCCGCCGGGAAGAUGACUGCCAUGGCUCACAGCCUGUCCCAAUUAAUGGAUUCUGACAUGGAUUAUGAGAGGCCAAACGUAGAAACUAUCAAGUGCGUCGUGGUCGGGGACAACGCGGUGGGCAAGACCCGGCUCAUCUGCGCCCGCGCCUGCAACGCCACGCUGACCCAGUACCAGCUCCUCGCCACCCACGUGCCCACGGUGUGGGCCAUCGACCAGUACCGCGUCUGCCAGGAGGUGCUGGAGCGCUCCCGGGAUGUGGUAGACGAUGUCAGCGUGUCCUUGCGGCUCUGGGACACCUUUGGUGACCACCACAAGGACAGGCGCUUUGCCUACGGCAGGUCCGACGUCGUGGUUCUGUGCUUCUCCAUCGCCAACCCCAACUCCCUGCACCACGUGAAGACCAUGUGGUACCCGGAGAUCAAGCACUUCUGCCCCCGCGCGCCCGUCAUCCUGGUGGGCUGCCAGCUCGACCUGCGCUACGCCGACCUGGAGGCCGUCAACCGGGCGCGGCGGCCCUUGGCCAGGCCGAUCAAACCUAACGAGAUCCUGCCCCCGGAGAAGGGGAGGGAGGUCGCCAAGGAGCUGGGGAUCCCCUACUACGAGACGAGCGUGGUGGCCCAGUUUGGCGUCAAGGACGUCUUUGACAACGCCAUCCGCGCCGCCCUCAUCUCCCGCCGCCACCUGCAGUUCUGGAAGUCCCACCUCCGCAACGUGCAGAGGCCUCUUCUCCAAGCCCCCUUCCUGCCCCCCAAGCCCCCUCCGCCCAUCAUCAUCGUCCCCGACCCCCCUUCCAACAACGAGGAGCGUCCAGCCCACCUCUUAGAGGACCCCCUGUGCGCGGACGUCAUCCUGGUGCUGCAAGAGAAGAUCAAAAUCUACGCACACAAGAUCUACCUCUCCACCUCCUCCUCCAAGUUCUACGACCUGUUCCUCAUGGACCUGAGCGAGGAGGACCAGCAGGGCGCUGCGGGGCACGGCUUCGGGGUGGCCGUCACCGCGGCCGCCGAGCGGAUGCUGCACCAGGAGGAGAGGCACCACGGGCGGGAUUUCCUCCUCAGGGCCGCCAGCUUCGACAUCUGCGAGAGCACCGAGGAGGCCGGAUCCGGCCAGCGCAAACCGUGCCUUAGAGCCUCCACCAGUGACGGGAUCCUGCGGGGCAACCGCUACGAGAACGGGGAGCGCGGGCUGCGGCGGGGCAGGAACCUCUCCUCGUGGAGCCGGGCUUUCACCAGCAUCCAGGAGGAGAUGGCCGAAGACCCGCUGACCUACAAGUCCAAGCUGAUGGUGGUGGUGAAGAUGGACGCUUCCAUCCAGCCGGGUCCCUUCCGGGCCGUGCUGAAGUACCUGUACACGGGGGAGCUGGAUGAGAACGAGCGGGACCUCAUGCACAUCGCUCACAUCGCCGAGCUGCUGGAGGUCUUCGACCUCCGGAUGAUGGUGGCCAACAUCCUCAACAACGAGGCGUUCAUGAACCAGGAGAUCACCAAAGCCUUCCACGUCCGGAGGACCAACCGGGUGAAGGAAUGCCUGGCCAAGGGGACUUUCUCGGAUGUCACCUUCGUGCUGGAUGACGGUGCUAUCAGUGCCCACAAGCCCCUGCUCAUCUCCAGCUGCGACUGGAUGGCCGCGAUGUUCGGUGGCCCCUUCGUGGAGAGCUCCACCAACGAGGUGGCACUUCCUCACACCAGCAAGAGCUGCAUGCGGGCGGUGCUGGAGUACCUGUACACGGGGCAGUUCAGCUCCAGCCCCGACCUCGACGACAUGAAGCUCAUCAUCCUCGCCAACCGCCUCUGCCUGCCGCACCUGGUGGCUCUCACAGAGCAGUACACGGUCACCGGCUUGAUGGAGGCGGCCCAGAUGAUGGUGGACAUCGAUGGGGACGUGCUCGUGUUCCUGGAGCUGGCUCAGUUCCACUGCGCCUACCAGCUCGCCGACUGGUGCCUCCAUCACAUCUGCACCAACUACAACAACGUCUGCCGCAAGUUCCCCCGGGACAUGAAGGCCAUGUCGGGAGAGAACCAGGAGUACUUCGAGAAGCACCGCUGGCCGCCGGUGUGGUACCUGAAGGAGGAGGAUCACUACCAGCGGGCGAAGAAGGAGCGGGAGAAGGAAGACUACCUCCACCUCAAACGGCAGCCCAAGAGGCGGUGGCUCUUCUGGAACGCCUCCUCCUCCCCUUCUUCCUCUCCUUCAUCGUCAGCAGCCACAGCCUCCUCUUCGUCCUCCUCCUCCUCCUCCUCGGCUGUGGUUUGA
This is a messenger RNA of Lepidothrix coronata (blue-crowned manakin), 2452 nucleotides long. It is a transcript of the gene RHOBTB2, whose product is annotated as Rho related BTB domain containing 2. The record is from RefSeq and is a predicted model, not a curated record. Gene Ontology annotation, biological process: small GTPase-mediated signal transduction. Bases 173 to 2452 code for a protein of 759 amino acids. The transcript is spliced from 11 exons. Lineage: Eukaryota; Metazoa; Chordata; Aves; Passeriformes; Pipridae. Gene Ontology annotation, molecular function: GTP binding; protein binding; GTPase activity.